Messenger RNA from Arabidopsis lyrata subsp. lyrata, 1763 nucleotides. RefSeq lists its product as uncharacterized. The record is from RefSeq and is a predicted model, not a curated record. NCBI's taxonomy places the organism in Eukaryota, Viridiplantae, Streptophyta, Magnoliopsida, Brassicales, Brassicaceae. Gene Ontology annotation, molecular function: demethylase activity; mRNA binding. The transcript is spliced from 6 exons. Gene Ontology annotation, biological process: mRNA catabolic process. The coding region runs from base 108 to 1598 and encodes 496 amino acids.
UGAGAAGACUCAAUAGAGCAAAGUAAACGAACUCAGAAAAGUUGUUCAAUCCGUACAAACUGAAACUAAAAUACGGAAACAGAGAGAUUUGGUUGUGUGUUAGAAGAAUGGAACCAAACUACGAAGAAGAUGUUUUCCUCGGCAAGUAUCAGCCAUCGGAACUUAAGAUUGCUUCUGAAUUUCUUACGACUUGGUUGCCUUUCUUAUCUAGAGAUCUCUGCAACGACUGUGUUCAUGUUCUCUCCGAUCGAAUCCGUUCUCUAGACCCAGAGCGUUGCAUUAACAUAGAGAAGGUUAAUGGAGAAGAUAAAGCGGCUUCGGGUUCAAUGGUGGAGAACAUGGAAUCUGAAGAUUUUGAUAAUAAGAUGGACAAUAUUUAUGACGGGAAGUUUUGUGAUUCUCACUCAUUAGAUAGUUUGAAAGCUGGGGGUUCUGAGGCGGCGAGUCCAAGAAUUUCUUGGGCUGAUAUGGGAGAUGAAGAUGGAUUGGAGGAGGAAGAACAAAAAGAUAGUGGAUUAGGUUCACAGGGCGUUGAUGUGAGUUCUUUAGCUGGAGACUCGAUGAAGACUCCCCAGAAGCGUAAAUUGUCUAGGGAAGAAAGAGAGCGUUAUCGAUUUAUGAAUGUGAAGAAAAUGAAAGUGUUUUCUUGUUUUGAGAAAGUUAGAGGGAGGUCUGUUAAUAUUCUCGAGGGACUUGAGUUGCAUACUGGUGUUUUUAGCGCGGUGGAGCAGAAAAAGAUUGUUGAUUUCGUCUAUGAACUACAAGAGAAGGGUCAAAGAGGAGAAUUGCGAGACCGUACUUUUACCGCUCCGCAUAAGUGGAUGAGAGGCAAAGGACGAGUUACUAUCCAAUUCGGAUGUUGUUAUAACUAUGCACCAGACAAAGCGGGAAACCCACCCGGAAUCCUUCAACGCGAAGCGGUUGAUCCAAUACCGUCUCUUUUCAAAGUAAUAAUCAAAAGGUUGGUUGGGUGGCAUGUACUUCCUCCAACUUGUAUCCCAGAUAGUUGUAUCGUCAAUAUCUAUGAUGAAGGCGAUUGCAUACCUCCUCAUAUCGAUAACCAUGACUUCGUCCGCCCUUUCUGCACAGUAUCAUUCCUUAGUGAGUGCAAUAUACUCUUCGGAUCAAAUCUCAAAGUCGUAGGACCUGGUGAAUUCUCCGGUCCAUACUCUAUGCCGCUUCCUGUCGGAUCAGUUCUAGUGCUAAAGGGGAAUGGAGCUGAUGUCGCUAAGCAUUGUGUACCUGCGGUUCCCACAAAGAGGAUAUCAAUCACGUUUAGGAAAAUGGACGAGUCGAAAAGACCAGUAGGAUUCACCCCGGAACCUGAUUUACAAGGGAUUAAGCCGUUGCCGUACGAGCAGACCACGCAGAGUACUCCUGCUGCUGCGGCCAUUAGCUCUUCAAGAUCCAGCAACGACCAAAAUGGUAGUAAUCACAACUAUCGAACUGCACAUGGAGAAGGAAGCAAGGAUCGUAGGUCGAGAGAUUAUCGUUCUGAGAGUCGAGAGUGGUCAUCAUCGGGCCAACGAAGAGAAAAGUCACGGCAUACUCCUAACAGGUCUUAUAGACCCAAGGCUACUAGAUCCGACAACGUCUGAGAAUUUGUUUUCGAUUUUUAUUCCUUUUGUAAUACGAACUUAAUUUUUUUUUUUUUUUUUGGUAUGGAUACGAACUUAAUAUUUGAUGUUUUACUUUUAAAGAAACAUAUCUUUGUGAUUAGUGUACUCUUUUCAAACAAAUACUAUAAAAAAAUUCUUUGAUUA